AUGGCCCGCGAGCGCGAGGGUCUCCUGUCCGAGAAACACUACGAUGAAGACGCCGCCAUUGUUCCCUCCGACUCAGGAUCCGAUCCUGAGGUAGAAUUCGACGGCGCAGACCAUGUCAAGGAGGGCGACCGAGAUAUUCUCAAAGAGACGGAGGAGCAUGAGAAACUAUUACAUAAACCCUCGAGGCUGGAAACAGCACGAGCCGCAUUUGGGUUCAGGGACGGAAGGCAAGAUGAAGGAAGCACCGCCGCCGUUAAAGCUCGGAGGCAGAGGCGCAGGAAGUCGAGAAGAAGCGGAUCGGAGUCUGCAGACAAAAUGUUCGAGAUGGAAAGCGGGUUCAAGGACACCAGCUCCCAAUCCUCGACCGACACCGAGUUCGAGGGCACAAAAUGGGAUAGAGACGCUCCCAGGAAAUCGCAUCGUGGACGUCUGACCAUGAUAUAUCUGGCCAUUGUGGCACUCUUUGUCGCCCUGGUUUUUGGCGCCUACAAGGCUUCAACGAAGAAACACCCUCUGACACCCACGGUUCACCGACUCACCAGGUACAACAACGGGACGCAUAUUUUCCGACCGACAACGAUACUCAUCUCCCUUGAUGGCUUCCGUGCGGACUUUCUCAAUCGCGACAUCACUCCCGCACUCAAUGCCUUCAUCGCGAGCGGUGUGUCUCCCAAAUACAUGCUUCCGUCAUUCCCCUCUGUCACUUUUCCGAACCAUUUCACCUUGGUGACCGGCCUGUACCCGGAAAGUCACGGUGUUGUCAGCAACCAAUUUUGGGAUCCCGCGCUGGAGGAAGAGUUCUGGUACACCAAGGUCAAAGUCUCGAUGCAGCCCAAGUGGUGGAACGCAGAGCCACUGUGGGUUACGGCUGAGCACCAGGGUGUCCGUUCUGCGAUUCACAUGUGGCCCGGUUCCGAAGCGCAUAUACCUGACGUGGAGCCGACGUAUGUGGACAAGUACAACGGGAGUGAAGCAUUGACUCGAAAAGUCGACAGAGUUUUGAAGUGGCUCGAUCUGCCUGGAGAUGAUGACGGAGAUGCCACUGGCCAAGCGGACUUACGACCGCAACUCAUCGCAGCAUAUGUUCCCAACGUAGAUGCAGAUGGACAUCUCUACGGUCCGAAUAGCACAGAGAUCAGAGCCACCAUUGCCGAUGUCGACAGCAUGUUGACUUUGCUAGUGGAGGGCCUUCUUGCGCGCAACUUGACCGAAAUUGUCAACCUCGUGAUCGUCUCCGACCAUGGAAUGGCCACAACCUCCACAAACCGACUGAUUCAACUGGAUGAUCUCAUGGACAUGUCUCUAAUCGAUCACAUCGAUGGCUGGCCUCUUCGAGGUCUACGUCUGAAGAAUCCAGCCCGCGACGUGCCCAUACUCUACGAGCAGCUCUCGAAAGAAGCCGCCAAAUCGGGCAAUUUUGAAGUCUACACCCUCGAAACCAUGCCGCCUCGCUAUCAUUUCACGCAGAAUGACCGCAUCGCGCCUUUGUGGAUCGUUCCCAAAACCGGCUGGGCCGUCGUGGAGAAAUCCGACUUUGACGUCGCGGACGCGCUAAGCACGGGCAAAGAAUAUGCACCAAAGGGGUUACACGGUUAUGACCACGAACAUCCGCUCAUGAGAGCUAUCUUUGUGGCCAGGGGUCCUGCAUUUCCACAUGCACCCAACAGUCGCGUGCCCGUCUUCCAGAAUAUCGAGGUGUAUAAUAUCAUGUGUGAUUCGUUGGGUAUUGUCCCGCAACCGAACAAUGGAACAUUACGGCUUCCCUUGAAAACUGAGGGAUUGCAUUCUGAGAAUGAUAGGCCGGGCUCGGAAAUGGUCGCGGAUCCUAUCGAUGAGGAUAAACACCAAGAGGACGAGACUUCGGAGACAACUGCAGAUCCAGUCGACGAGGAAAAACAUCAGGAGGAGGAAACUCCGGAGAAUUCUCCAGUUGAGGCUCCAUCCGACCCUGACAAGGAAGACAACACGAGACCCAAUGAAGAUCAGGGAGGGAAGAAAAAGGGGAGUUGGUGGAACUUUCUCCACGAGGAACUCGAAAAGGCGAAACAAUGGGCCAAGGAGUUUGUGGAAUCGAUCAAAGGCAACAAGAAGGGCGAAGGCGACCCACCUGUGUGA
This is a messenger RNA of Fonsecaea multimorphosa CBS 102226, 2115 nucleotides long. RefSeq lists its product as uncharacterized. Bases 1 to 2115 code for a protein of 704 amino acids. Gene Ontology annotation, molecular function: ribonucleoside triphosphate phosphatase activity; nucleoside triphosphate diphosphatase activity. Gene Ontology annotation, biological process: nucleoside triphosphate metabolic process. The transcript has a single exon. The record is from RefSeq and is a predicted model, not a curated record. NCBI's taxonomy places the organism in Eukaryota, Fungi, Ascomycota, Eurotiomycetes, Chaetothyriales, Herpotrichiellaceae.